Debaryomyces fabryi is the source of this 1476-nucleotide messenger RNA. It is a transcript of the gene ARO8, whose product is annotated as bifunctional 2-aminoadipate transaminase/aromatic-amino-acid:2-oxoglutarate transaminase. The transcript has a single exon. Gene Ontology annotation, molecular function: aromatic-amino-acid:2-oxoglutarate transaminase activity; L-2-aminoadipate:2-oxoglutarate transaminase activity; pyridoxal phosphate binding. The record is from RefSeq and is a predicted model, not a curated record. Bases 1 to 1476 code for a protein of 491 amino acids. Lineage: Eukaryota; Fungi; Ascomycota; Pichiomycetes; Serinales; Debaryomycetaceae. Gene Ontology annotation, biological process: aromatic amino acid catabolic process; L-tyrosine biosynthetic process.
AUGUCUAAACCAGAAGCUAAAGAUUUGAGCCACUUAUUAAGUGAAGAAGCUAAGUCGAGAAAAAAUUCUCCAUUGAAAGCUGCUUUCAAGUAUUACAAACAACCGGGAAUGACAUUCUUGGGCGGUGGAUUACCAUUGUCAGAUUACUUUCCAUUCAACAAAGUGACUGCAGAUAUUCCAUCGGCACCAUUUCCAAAUGGUAUUGGUGCCACAAUUAGUGAUGAAGAUAAAAGUGUUAUAGAAGUGUACAAAAAGGCCGAGAUGAACAAGGCAGAAGACAAGCAGGUCGAAUUAUCCAGAUCAUUGCAAUACGGACACACCGAGGGCCAUACAGAGAUUAUUGAUUUUUUAAAGGAACACACCGAGCAAAUUCACAAUGUUCCAUAUAAGGACUGGGAUCUUAUUGCAUCUGUUGGUAACACGCAAUCGUGGGAUGCCACUUUGAGAUCGUUUGUCACUAGAGGCGAUUCGAUCUUGGUUGAAGAAUAUUCUUUCAGUUCGGCAUUGGAAACUGCGCAUGCACAGGGAGUUAAUACUAUUCCAGUUCCAAUGGAUGCAAAGGGGAUUCUUCCAGAAUCAUUAGAAAAGCAGUUAGAUCAAUGGGUUGGGCCAAAGCCAAAAUUGUUAUACACUAUUUGUACCGGUCAGAAUCCAACUGGAUCUUGUAUUUCUGCUGAAAGAAGAAAAGCCAUCUACGAAUUGGCUUGUAAGCAUGAUUUCAUCAUCAUUGAAGACGAACCUUACUACUUCUUGCAAAUGGAAGAAUAUACCACCGACGAAAAGAAAAGAGAAAACAACAAAGUCAAUAGCCAUGACGAAUUCGUCAAGGCUUUAGUUCCGUCCUAUAUAUCCCUUGAUGUCGAGGGUAGAGUUAUUAGAUUAGAUUCAUUUUCUAAGGUUUUGGCACCUGGUUUAAGAUUUGGUUGGAUUGUCGGACAAGCCAAAUUACUCGAGAGAUUUGUCAGAAUCCAUGAAGUUUCUAUCCAAUGUCCAUCUGGUUUUACUCAAUCUCUUACUAAUGCGUUGUUACAAAAGUGGGGUCACAAGGGUUACUUGGAUUGGUUAAUUGGCUUACGUGCUGAAUAUACGCACAAGAGAGACGUCGCUAUUGAUGCAGUUAACAAGUAUUUCCCUAAAGAAGUUGUGACAUUUGUCCCACCAGUGGCCGGUAUGUUCUUCACUACUACUAUCGAUGCUUCCAAGCACCCUAAGUUCAAAACCGAGUUUAACGAAGACCCACUUCAAGUUGAAAACGCUAUUUACGAGCAAGCCUUGAAACAAGGUUGUUUGAUGAUUCCUGGCUCGUGGUUCAAGACCCAAGGUGAAUCAAAUCCACCACAACCCGAAUUGCCAGAAAAUCCUGAAAACAAGAACACCUUCUUCUUUAGGGGUACAUAUGCUGCCGUUCCGUUAGAUCAAUUAGUCAUAGGAUUAGAAAAAUUCGGUAAAGCGGUUAAGAUUGAAUAUGGUCUCUAA